Molecule: messenger RNA, 207 nt
Organism: Aplosporella prunicola CBS 121167
Lineage: Eukaryota; Fungi; Ascomycota; Dothideomycetes; Botryosphaeriales; Aplosporellaceae
Exons: 1
Biological process (GO): tryptophanyl-tRNA aminoacylation
Cellular component (GO): cytoplasm
Molecular function (GO): tryptophan-tRNA ligase activity
Source: RefSeq, a predicted model, not a curated record
UUGAGGCGCGGUCUAUUCUUCUCGCACCGCGAUCUGGACCGUGUCCGUAACUUCCAAGGGAAGACCCGCCUCUUCUUCCUCUAUACCGGCUGCAGGCCCUCGUCUGAUAGUAUACACAUUAGCCACACAAUCCCCCUUAAGUUCAAGAGGUGGCUGCCUCGGUUUGGCAGCCAGGGGCUGUGGGACGCGGCGUGCCAUUUCCGAUGA